GUCUCGUCACCUUCUCCAAAAAAUAAUUGCAUGGUUCUUCUUCUUUUCGUCUUUUCAUGUUUCGUCGUUUUACUCUUCUUAUUGAGCAAUUGUACUGGCUUUUGAUUCACAAUGACGGCGGCUAUAUCAUCACCACGUCGUGAUGUCUUCCUCUUCAGUCACCCACGGACGGCGUCCAAUCUGCUGUGCCAUCUGCUGUCUAACCAGCCGGGAUGGGUUGAGACAAAGUAUCACUUUGCGGGAGCCUUUGACCUCACGCGUGCCGGUCUCGAUAAUGGGCCCCUUGGUGCCCUGGACACUGAAAAGCGUAAGGAACUUGACGAGGCAAUGAGUAGCGGCAUGCAGGCGUUGGAGCACGACCAGCAGGCUGCCAUUGACAAUAAUCAUAACCACCUCGUCAAGAACCAUGUAGCGCAUGUCUGGCAGCGGCCGCUGCUCUGGCAGAGCAUCUACCCCGACAACAACGACAACUACGUCCGCGACGACCCCUCUACACACGACAUCAACCCGACCGUUUUCGCAGACGACUUCUUCAAGACAUGGCAGCCGAUUGUCUUGAUUCGCCAUCCAGCUCUUGUCUUUGAAAGCUGGUACCGAGCCGAGAUCCGCGUCCGACCGAUCAACGUCGCCGAUAAAUCUUGGCGGCUAUAUACCACACUGUGCUACCUACGCCAGCUAUACGACUGGCUCUCGGCAAGGGCAUACAACAACCAGUCCUUGGCACCGGUUAUUAUGGACGCGGACGACAUCCUGGCAAAUGGACCUGCGGUACAGAAGCUGUGCGAGCUGUGUGGCAUGGAUCCGAGUCUCGUCUGCUCCGAGUGGGGGACGCUCAACACGGGCAAGAUUUUGUCCAGCCGUCACGAGAGCUAUAUGUCGGGCUUCUGGAAUUCCAAGGGAAUUGACAAGUCCAAGACUGCAGAGGGUCUGGAUCUACAGAGUAAAUAUACGGCCUGGGAUGAGGAGUUUGGCGCGGAAGUCUCUGCGCAGAUGAAAGUCUGGGUGGAAGAGGCGCUGCUGGAUUACGAGUUCUUGAAGGGAAAGCGACUACAGUAGUCUCAACGAACACAAAAUUAUAAUUAUAUAGAUAUUUUGAUUUAAAAUAAUAAGGUGUUUAACUUUUACUAGUAAUAUAUCGCCUCGUAUAGUAUGCUAUGAUUUUGUUAUAGUCUAAGCCUGUUUGCCCCAAGCAUUUCGUAAUCAGGCAUCGCCUCUCGGACUAGCUGUUCGAUUCUCAUGGCAGCAGCCUUGCCAAACUCUGCCGUCCACUUUUCAACCUGUGUGCUAAUGUCGACAUUAUCUGACGUCUUGUCCUUCAUAAUCUUGCCAGAUCCCAGUAAGGUAUCGAGGUAGCGCUUCGUCGCCGUGUCCAUCUGUGACAGCUCGGCUUUUGUUGCUGGGGUCCACGAAAAUGCCAGUUUUGUGGGAUCCAGCCCCAACAUCUCAGCGUACUCUUGGACUAGUGCAGGACUGUUUAUAACAUCGUCCGCGUCCAGCACAACCGGCCACUCGACGUUGUCUUGUUCGUAUGGCCACGGAUGCUGCAUUUUGCUAGUCUGCUUGUACCAAAUGUAUAGCAUCCGCGUCCACCGUAGCGUCAUGCAAUGCUGUCCAAGUACUUUUAGCUCGUCGUCGUCAUCAUCGCGGCCCUCAAGCUCUAGAAGAGCUCGAUAUAAUGACGGGAAUGCAAGAGCUGGAUGUCGGAUAAGAAAGGUGGGCUUCCAAGUAAGGAGGAAUUCGUCUGGGAACAAUGUCGGGUUUAUGCAGUGUGAUGGUGAUUCGGCUUCUUCAUAUGGCUGAGGAAUUUGUAGCUUCCAAGAUUCCCUAUCGGCUGGGAUAUCGUCUGUUUCUCCAAAGACGUGGCCACUGAGUGAUGCUGGGUCGACUAGGAAGUGCACAUGUUCCUUGAUAUAUACGGAGCAGUCUGCAGCCGAUGCAGCGCCGAUAGUUGCCUGGAACUCAUCAAAGCAAUCUUGAUAUGCGUUUUUGACUCGAGUUGUUUCAGUAGCUGUCCAGCUUUCGACCUUUUUCUUCCUCAGUCCCAUAUCGGUGAUGAGCUUCACCACCGGCAGGAAGAUGUAGCCACCACGAUCAUCCCCCGUGGUAACAUUUGGCUGAUUUUUCAAAUCCAAGAUUCGAAUCAACAAAUUUGAAGCCGUUCGGGGGUAUGUAAUAAGAUAGUAUCGCUGUGGCGUGUGGGACCUCAUGGUAGUGGUUGUCUGAUUUGGAUCUCUGGUGUAAGACGAAGCAUACCUCGCCGACGACCCGACGCCAUCUUGUUAAAGGACCCAGCACUCGAUAUGCCGUGACCAGGGAUCCAAGCAAUACAUCAAAAUUUUUCUCCUGCCGGUCAGCCUGGGCCAUGUUGGCACUGUGGGACAUGCAUCGUGUUGAUGAGGGCCGCCAUUCCGAUGCGGCAACUUGCCAACCGUCCAGUAGUCUUAUAGAUAGACCAAUCGCUCUGCUCCGUUGCGACUCGCGGUGGAGUUGGCCCUUCAAUGCUACGCCGCGCGGGUGCAUGAGAGUGAAUGUAAGCGCUAUGAGCAUCCCCGAUCUGGAUAUCGUUGCGAAUAUGGAACAUGCAGCUAGUACAGGUGCGCAAAUUUUUCUCUUACCAGCCUAUCCCAAGAGCCUCUGUGGCAUGGGGUCUUAUUCAACCGGCUUAGCCAACUGAGACAGCGUCGCAUCUACCAAUAGUAGGUGCAGACAGGCUCUGUAUGUCUCUUGGAGAGGUACAUGGAGCACAGUGUGUCUCCGCACAGUCUUAGUUGCUUGCCUGUGAAGAGUAAACUAGAUAUAAGUGAUCAGUUAAACAGGACGGGCUGCCUACUGCUACUGAAGAACACAUAGCUUAGUUUGAGUUGAUUGCUUAAGUUGAGACAAUGGCACACAUAUCGAGACACCACCGCCAGUAAUAACUCUGCAAAUAAGAGGGGAAUAAUAUAAUGUAACGAUGAAAAAGAAACAGUUUCUUCAAAAAAAAAAAAUUCAUUCCCUUAUCCAAUGUAUAGUGGCUCCAGUUGCUU
Molecule: messenger RNA, 3026 nt
Organism: [Torrubiella] hemipterigena
Lineage: Eukaryota; Fungi; Ascomycota; Sordariomycetes; Hypocreales; Clavicipitaceae
Source: the annotation of a GenBank genome assembly